UGUCCUCAAAGGAAGCUUUCCUCUGCUUGGUGGAAAACCCACUGAGGGGAUUCAGUUGUAUUUUGCGGGGGUUUUGGAGACUACAAAUUUUGGUUUUAACAUGUUAUUCUUUUUAAAAAGAGGGAAAGUAACUGCAUGUAGUUGACUAGACAUUGAAGUGGAACAGAAUAAUAUGAGAGUGUACCAGAGCAAUGCAAAUAAAUAGCAUUACCCCACUUGUCUGCCAUUGUGCCAACCAAAGAAGACAAUGACACUUUUUGUGUCAGCCCUUCCCCUCCUCUUAAUCACGAUUUUCUGCUCCAUAUGCUUUUCCAGAGCUGCAACCGAAAAACGCUCCAUCAUCGUUUCCAAUGAUAUACACAGAAUUAUGCACCCUCCUGCUGUGUAUAUCACCAAGUUUUAGACGAUAUACACACAAAUAUAUGUUUGUACAUAACAAUGCUUGUUCUGGUGUGUUUUGGCGAUAUGCUGUGUUUUUUUGCAAAUUUCAAGCGUUGCCUUCUUGCAAUGUAAGAAGUUGAUGAAACCUGAAAGACUCAAACCAGUAAAAGAACCUGUUUGUGGAAGCUCAUUCUGUUCAAAGGGGCUAUUGUGGUGAAAUAUAAUUCCAGAGCCAGUUUUAUCAGGCAGUAUCUACAGUCAUGGCAAUCUGCUACAGCAUUACCAAAUAUAUAGGAUCUAACAUGCCAAGUAGAGUUGAAUCUGAUAAGCAAUCCAGCUAAUGCAAAAUCCCUGCCUAAGAGAUAAAUAGGAAUGCGUGAUAAACUAUUGUCUUCUAUAAAUCAUUAUAAAAGGAGAGACGCUUGUUUCAUGUCAGCACAUUGUGAUGGUGAAACUAGUAGACUUAUGCCUGCAGGGGUAAUAACGAAAGAGGUUAUUUGGCAUAAACCAGUCUUGUUACUGGAUUGAAGCAGCAUGACCCAUCAACAACAAACUGAUGCUCCUGAAGACUCAUUAAGUUUAUGCAAUGCAUGCAACCAACAAAAUCACAACUCAGACCAUGGGAACCAACAUUCAUCAGUACAUCCUAGAAGGGAAAGUCAAAUGGCCUUAAGUUUAGGCACAAAAAUAUGUGCUCAGGAAGCAUCACAGGCAUCUGACUUAUUAGCAGAGAGUGUUAUUAUAGUUAAGAAUAGCAUACAGAGUUUUGAAUGCUUACAAUAUGAAGACAAGAGAAAGAAGCCCCAAAUUUUUUCUACUUCAGGCAAUUUUCUUGGCCCUGGUACCUCACUCCCAGCUGCUCCAUUUGACAUCUUAUCAGAAAUUGAAAACAAUGAUUUGCAGAAUACUUCAAACAGUUGUCCAGAUAAGAGAGAAGUGACUUCAAAUGUAAGUGCAAGCAUGGAUUUUUGUUUCCUCAAGGAAUCUAGUAUGCUCAACAAUACUGGCACCUGUACACAUCAUAAUUGGCAAAAUGAUCCUUGUGAAAGCCUUGCUUCUCCUUCUUUCUUACCAAAUACAUAUAAUUCGAGGCCAAUGAAUAUGGAGCUUGGAGACCCUGUUUUGAAUUUUUCCACUUCCUCUGGUGCCCUCAAAUCAAUAAAUUGUGAAGAAAGCCAAUUGGAAAAGCUUUUGCUGUUUCAGAUGGGGGAUGAAUUAUCUACAGCUCUUGUGUCUGGACACAGGGAUGGUCUUGGAAAUUUUGAUUCUGAACUACAAAAUGAUAUGAAACAGAAUUCUUUCUUAAAUCAUGUUCAUCUGAUCAGUGGUCAUGGAUACACUGAGGCCUUGGUUCAAGAAUUCAACUCCGCCUCAAAUCUUGGUGACAUAAUUCUUGACAAUAAUUCAGGUUUCCCAUUUUUUUCGGAAUUAAAAGAAGAUCUUUUGGAAGCUGUCGUAGCUGGUUUUCCAUCCAGUAGGAAAUUGGAACCCAGAUCCUGCUCAGUUACUAUUGAUGACAUUUCUUCUCAGAGUGGUUCCUCCAAAGGAGCUAAUUUUAUAGAUGAAACCAACAAAAGAGGUUAUCCCCUUGGAGAUUCUACACAAGUUUCAUCCUCCAUUCAAUUGCAGAAGCCAACAAAUACAAAUACCAAAAUUGAAUCUACAAGUUUUUUUCAAGAUUUGCUAAAAGAUAACAGUGGGAUGCAUUCUGAGAGAGAGUGGGUAAAUAGAUACAAGCAUGAAGAUACACCAAAUACUGCCCGCAGAACUUGCAAACAAGGGAAGACAGGCAGACCAAGACCCAAGGAUCGGCAGCAAAUUCAGGAUCGUGUUAGAGAAUUGCGUGAUAUAAUACCUAAUGCAAAUAAGUGCAGCAUAGAUGCUUUGCUUGAACGUACUAUAAAAUACAUAAAGUUCUUACACACUGUUACACAGAAUGCUGGGAGGUGGAGCUACAAAGGAAUCUUUAAGAUGAGUGGAGAUGAAGCUAGAAAGGGUUCACUUAAGGAAUCAGAGAGUGGGGCAUGCUGGGCAGUUGACUUGGCUGCAUAUGGAGAAAUCCAAAGGAGGCAUUGCCCAAUUAUUGUUGAGAACCUUAGUCAGCCAGGACAGAUGCUUGUGGAGAUAUUGUGCGAGGACAAAGGUAUAUUCUUAGAGAUUGCAAAUAAUAUACGUGGCCUGGGUCUCACUAUACUGAAAGGCGUUAUGGAGGUUCGAAAUGGACACAUCUGGUGUCGGUUUGUUGUAGAGGCUGUCCGAGAUAUCCAUAGGAUGGAAGUAUUGUGGUCACUAGCACAUUUUAUAGAGUUGGUUUCAAGUGAUGGAAAGAACGCAACAAUUUCCAUUUGAAUCUGACAAGGCAUUGCCCUGAAAUUCAAAUGUGAUCGAUUGUCACUUUCAACUAUGAUGCAACAUUUCUCACUGCAGAGGAGAUAAAGCUGACAAACAUAUUUUCAAACAACACUUUUGUAGAGCUGUCAAUGGAUCUCUGAGUGUAUAAUAUGUAAAUGCAACAUCCUGUUCCCCUUUUUCUAUCUUAUGUCAGGUUAUAUUUUUUUGUCAAUAUUUAAUCUUUUCUUGAAAAUAAGAGGAUAUCAGAUAUUAGGGUUAUGAAACAUCACAAGCAUAUUGGUUUCUAGCAAUGGAACAAAGAUAUUUAUUAAUUAGUAAGUUAAUUGUGAUUUACAUAUUAUCAUUA
Cryptomeria japonica (Japanese cedar) is the source of this 3079-nucleotide messenger RNA. RefSeq lists its product as uncharacterized. The record is from RefSeq and is a predicted model, not a curated record. Gene Ontology annotation, biological process: regulation of DNA-templated transcription. The coding region runs from base 916 to 2730 and encodes 604 amino acids. Gene Ontology annotation, molecular function: DNA-binding transcription factor activity; protein dimerization activity. NCBI's taxonomy places the organism in Eukaryota, Viridiplantae, Streptophyta, Pinopsida, Cupressales, Cupressaceae. The transcript has 6 exons.